UUUAUUUGUAGUCUGCGGAGGCAGCAGCGCGUUAACUCGCCUCUGCUGGCAAAAGUGAAGAUUAUUUCCUCAAAAGUUGAACAUAAGGGAAUUUUUCUGGCUAUGGCAAGAAUCAAAGCAAGCGCAGCAGUUAUAUUGGUAUCGCUCGUCUGCAUGGCAUGGGCAGUAGUGCCGGAGUUGAACCUGGCGUUUUGCAGUGGCAAGUACGAUGGCUACUACUGCCAACACUGCUGGCAGGUUGUCUACUGUAGGGAUAGAAUCGUCAAUGAAGCAGCGUCGCCCCGGUGUGAUGCGGACCAGGCUUGUACACUUCUAUCGUCUUCUCGAGUAGCAGCUUGUGUGCCCACGGAAAAUUCCGCAGCGUGUAAGUGUACAACAAACUUCUGUGAUCCGUACGCUCUAAAUUUGCUGGAUCGGUGCAACAACAUCACUGGACUCUAUGAUAUGGUGGAUUGUGGUGCUGAAGAUGGUACAUGCAUCAGCGGAGAGUGCAGCGCCUUGCCCUCCUGUGAUGGCGCUCUUGUAGGUUGGAAUGCUAUCCUCCCUGCCUGCACUGACGGAUUCUACUGCUCAGAAGUAGGGGUAGUGACUGAUGGAGUCCAUUGUAAGGCGGGGCAAUACGUGGAUAAAUAUGGAUCUUGCAGUUCGGCGCCUCCUAGACCUUGCGCCACAGGAUGCAAAGGCUUAUGUCCUGACGACACCGACUGUACUCGUUACUACGCGUGUGAUUCUUUUGAUAAUGGGAAUGUUGAAGCUGGUCCUCUGACGUGUCCUGGCGGAGCUUUCUUCGCAGCAAACGCUGAUCCACCGAGCUGCAGCGGAACUGAUGAAUCGGUGUGCGCACCAUUGACUUUUUGUAACUUUGGUUCCUCACCUGCGACUGCUUCAUUCAGCUCGUAUGCUCGUCCACACGCUUGCUCCAAAGAAACAACUGGUGACUAUGCAGACAGCGAGUGCAGCCAAAGGUACUUGUCUUGUCGCGACGUUGGUGACGGUGAGUACGCGUGGGUACGUACCAAGUGUCCAGACGACCACGUGUUCAGCACCGACCCCAGGCAUCCAUAUUGCGUGGCCCGUGAGACCGUGGGCUGCUAAGCCACCUGCUACAACAUUUAUGGAGAUAGAGAGACUCUGAAGAGAUGUAAUAGAACAUUGCAGAUGAAAAUAAAAAUAAUUAAUCAAA
Hyalella azteca is the source of this 1183-nucleotide messenger RNA. RefSeq lists its product as uncharacterized. Bases 103 to 1095 code for a protein of 330 amino acids. NCBI's taxonomy places the organism in Eukaryota, Metazoa, Arthropoda, Malacostraca, Amphipoda, Hyalellidae. The record is from RefSeq and is a predicted model, not a curated record. Gene Ontology annotation, molecular function: chitin binding. The transcript is spliced from 6 exons. Gene Ontology annotation, cellular component: extracellular region.